AGAAAAAACUGAUGCAGCAAUCAUUGUACCUAAUGCUUUAACGCGUACACUUUACCAACUUUUUCGAGAAAAGAAUGUGGCGGUGCAUUAGAGCAAGAAUUAUUUUAACCAAAAAAAAAAAACUCAAUCUUGAAAUCAUCUUCCAUUCUAAGAUCACACCCUUUUCAGUUCAUCUUGUAAAAAAAUUCAAGAAUUUCCCAAAUCAAGAAUUGCUUCUCAUUUGUUUAAGUAAUGGAUCUGCCACCAGAGGAGCUUCAAUUCUUGACUAUACCUGAUAUUUUCAAAGAAUCAAUCUCCAUACCCAAAAGAUCCCCAAAAACUUUCUACCUCAUUACCCUUACAAUAGUAUUCCCUUUGUCUUUUGCAAUCUUGGCUCAUUCUUUGUUCACUCACCCCAUCAUUACUCAGCUUCAAGAAAACCCCAAUUCAUCUCAUGCCUCACAAUGGACAAAGCUCAUUGUUUUCCAGUUCUGUUACCUGCUUUUCUUGUUUGGUUUCUCUUUGCUUUCAACUGCUGCUGUUGUUUUCACUGUGGCAUCAAUUUACACCUCAAAGCCUGUGUCUUUUUCCUCCACCUUAGCUGCUAUUCCCAGUGUUUUCAAGAGGCUUUUUAUUACUUUCAUUUGGGUUUCUCUUUCUAUGUUGGCUUAUAACACUGUUUUCUUGAUUUUUCUUGUGCUUUUGAUUGUGGCAGCAGAUACCCAGAAUGUGGUUUUGUUCCUCUUUUCAUUCUUGGUUGUGUUUGUGCUCUUCCUUGUAGUGCAUGUUUACAUCAGUGCAUUAUGGCAUUUGGCUAGUGUGGUGUCUGUUCUUGAACCUGUUUAUGGUAUAGGAGCUAUGAAGAAGAGUUAUGAGUUGUUGAAAGGGAGGACAGGGAUGGCAUUUUUCCUUGUUUUCGGGUACUUGUCGAUUUGUGGGGUGAUUAAUGGGUUUUUUGGGUCAAUUGUAGUGCAUGGAGGUGAAAGUUAUGGUGUGUUUUCAAGAAUUGUGGUUGGUGGAUUCUUGGUUGGAGUAUUGGUGAUUGUGAAUCUUGUGGGGCUUUUGGUACAAAGUGUGUUUUACUAUGUUUGCAAGAGUUAUCAUCAUCAGGGGAUAGACAAGACUGCUCUGUAUGAUCAUCUUGGUGGAUACCUUGGGGAGUAUGUGCCGUUGAAAAGCAGUGUUCAGAUGGAGAACUUGGAAAUGGGUGCCUUGGCACCAUGAUGGUGAGAAUGGUUCUCACAAUUGCUUUGAGGCUGCAUAGAUGUUUCUCUUUGCAGUUCCUUUGGGUGUGCCUUUCUUAACACUUAGCCACCCUUGGGCUUUGCAAGUUAUUUCGGUUAACUGCAGUUGGUUUGCACUGCUAAGUAGUCCAAGUCUGAUGAGGAACAUGAUACUGCUACAAUCCCACAUGGCUUGUUAAAUAUAUGCCUUAAUCAUUUAUCUUGGGCUGCUAAUUGUAACUUCUAGACAUGCAAGUUCUCGCAGUUGGUCUUAUGGUGAAGUGCUAGCUGAGUAGACUGUUUGGAAUGCAUAUUUUGCUGGUCAAUUAAGGAUGCCACAAUUGGAGCUACUUUUCUUUUGGUGACCCUAAUGUGUAUUCAUGAUUAGAUGUUUGACAUUUCACUUACAGACAUUGAUUGUUGAUACAACAAAUAGAGAAAAGACAAAGGUGGCAGGACAGUAA
This is a messenger RNA of Nicotiana tabacum (common tobacco), 1666 nucleotides long. RefSeq lists its product as uncharacterized. The record is from RefSeq and is a predicted model, not a curated record. Lineage: Eukaryota; Viridiplantae; Streptophyta; Magnoliopsida; Solanales; Solanaceae.